AUGGAAUCUGCGACCACCCGAACGCAGACAGAGAAGCAAAAGAAGGAACUCCUUCUGAAGCAGAUUGCAAUAUUGCAGGGCGAACUUUCCAAAUUCCCCGACGCCCCCCCUCAAGAAGCGCCAUCUUCACCAAAGCGCAAAUCACCGGAGCCCACACUACUCGCACCGCCUACGCCCUCACCCAAGAAAAAGAGAAAAGUCGACCCGGCACCACACGCACCUUCGACAUCGUAUCACCGUAAAGCCGUGGUUAGCAAACCGGUGCUCCAAGUGACGCCGCAAGUACCUCAGCCUGGCCCAUCGACAUUCUUGAACCGGUUGAAGAACAUUUCUACGAAAGAGGAAUCUGAAGUAGCAGUGGUUACCCGAUCCUCUGCAUUCGCCGAAAGAGCAGAACCUCCAAAGCGAGACGACGAUCUCGCCCUCAUCGAGGACUUUGAAGUUGGGCCGUACAACCACAAGGCGCCUUUUGAUGACCCACAUUUUGAGUCUUUGGAGCCUCAUUCUGGGAUACGUUUAUCCUCGAGGAUUAUUCCAUACGAAGACUUCCAAGACUACCUUCGGGGGCGUGUCUACAUCUCCCCAUCUCGACUCUACAGCUGUGUCCGCCUACUUCCCGAUAGGCAAGCAUAUGAUGUUCCUGUGCCCGGCGACUGGGUCACUGUCGCCGUUGUUGCGGAACGUGGUACGAUCAAGUUCUCCAAAGCUCCUGUAGGGGUCAAUGAUGAAGAGGGUGAUUCUGCGGGAAAGGGCAAGAGGGCGAAGGAACCUCCACCGAAGCCAAAAGGCAAGAGAUACGUCAAUCUCAAACUUGUCGACUUUGGCGCAAGAUCGCGCCCGAAUGCUGGGUCGACGACCGCAGCCAUACGCGGAGAUGCAUUUCUAUCUCUACUACUAUUCGAGGCAGACAAAUUCGACCUGGUCUCUCGUGAGGAGGGGGAUGGAGCGCUGACGGGGAAGAUGGAGAAAGUGUAUAGAGGAGGGAGCGGAGGUGCAUUCGAGGCGUUGUCGAAAGUGAAGGAAGGAGACGUUGUCGCGCUUCUUAAUCCUAGGAUUCUCAAACCAUUCCAAAGAAGUGAGGAUACCCCACACCCAGUAAAUAAUAUCCUAGCUGUUACACCCUCAUCAGCCGGCACGAUCCUUGUGCUUGGACGCUCGAAGGACUUGGGCAUGUGCAUGGUAGUAAAGAGGGACGGCAAAGUCUGUGGGUCCUGGUGCGACAAGCGGGUGAGUGAUGCCUGUGAGUUUCACGUCCAGACAGCCGUGGAGAGGCGAAGGGCCAGUAGACCAGAAUUCAGCGCAGGAACAUCUGGGAUGUCAGUGUCAGCAGUUUCCAAGCGAAAGCCUGCAUACGACCCCGCUCGACAAUGGGGUCUUGCACCCGUUGCUAGUUCUUCAAGUUCGGUGACGACCUUUUCGGCCCCAACAUAUGUUGUUUCUGGGCACGUCGUAUCCUCCAAUUCAGACAAUAUAGGACGCGAAGGUCAAGCAAAAGCUCAAAGGAAGCUGCUAGCCCACGAAGCAGAUCAGACUCUCAAGAAAUUACUGCGAAAUGAUAAGGAAGGGAUGAAGGCGGUUCUUGUUGCUCGGAAAGCCGGGCUAGAAGUGCGGAAGCGAGCUACGAGCGAUAUUAAGGGUGCACAAUGCAAACGCAAUGGAAAGCGGAAAGCGAAGGAGAUCGCACCCAAGAGCGGCGAGGAUGAUAGUGGCAGCGAUGAAGAAAUGGAGGAAGAUGUAGAGACAAACCAUAUCGCGAAGAAGCCCGCGUACUCGGCCGAAGUAAUCAAGAAGCUUGGUUUCGAUCCACUUGCGAAAUUCACCCGACAGAAGCAAAGCGAAACUGUCAAUACUAAACUGGAAGCACUAGCGAGCCUCCAGAAUAAUCGACAAUCAAAAAGCAUCGAGCUUGGUCCUCGACCUGGGCCCAAACAUCGGAGCAGUGUCAAAGUACCGAAGGGACAACCAACCAAUUCUCCGUCCGCGCCUGACCUUGUGAAAUCGGACGCAAAUGCAACAAAGCCGGCCGAGAGCGGUAUGAUUGAUCUAGAUGACUUUUGA
Pleurotus ostreatus (oyster mushroom) is the source of this 2058-nucleotide messenger RNA. RefSeq lists its product as uncharacterized. Gene Ontology annotation, molecular function: single-stranded DNA binding; DNA replication origin binding. The record is from RefSeq and is a predicted model, not a curated record. Gene Ontology annotation, biological process: DNA replication; DNA replication initiation. Lineage: Eukaryota; Fungi; Basidiomycota; Agaricomycetes; Agaricales; Pleurotaceae. The coding region runs from base 1 to 2058 and encodes 685 amino acids. Gene Ontology annotation, cellular component: nucleus; replication fork protection complex. The transcript has 6 exons.